UGCAAUAAGAGCCAUAAUCCUUCGUAUACCUUCGAUCGUCGCCUUUACUUUUAAGAAACCGCUCUACCUCUCCUGUGUGUGUGUGUCACACCUGCAUAAUGGUCUUAGCAGUAGCAAUUGGUAGACGAAUUCAUUUGCCCUAGUACUUCUAAUCGCGUUAGAACAUGUUUUUUUAAUACCAAAUCUUCGUGGGAGAACACUUCGACUUUUGAGGGGAUGAAAAAUGACGUUCCCAACAACAAUAAGCGGAAGAGAAAAUGUACAACCCACAGUGAUACCACCUCAGACACCCACAAAAAUGUCUAGUUUCAUUUUUAAUCCAACAAUGUUUAAGAGGUUGAUGCCUAUAUUUGCUUUUUUCAUGGGUUUUGUAACUGUUUUGGUCGUUUUGUAUAUUUAUAUGAGAAAUGCAGCGAUGAGACAUUACCAGUUUCAAGUUAAUAUGAGUAAGGAUUAUGAAUUGUUGGAAGUUACUCAAGACAAUCCCCAAUUGAUUGCUUAUAUUAGACAAAUGCAUCUACAACCAGUUAAAGAAACACAAACAGAACCUAAUGAUAUUGUUUUAGAUGAACCAAAUGAAGAAAUAGGUUAUCUUUUAAAAUUAUUAAAAAAUAAGAAAAACGGUGUUUUCGUAGAAGCAGGAGCUUAUAAUGAUGGUAAAACCUCAGAAACACUAUAUUUAGAAAAAAAACUUGAUUGGAAUGGUUUAUUAAUUCAACCCGACCCAAGACAUUAUUUUAGUCUUAAAAAGCAUGAUCGUAAAAACUCACAAGCUGUUCAUGGUUGUUUAAGCCCAUCCCCGUAUCCUAAAGAAGUCUCUUACCAUCAUGAAGAUAGAGAUGGUGUUAAAAUAAACAGCAUACAUGCGAAUUCAAUUAUAGAAGACACGGAUAUAUUUAACACGCGCGUUAAAUGCUUCCCACUUUACUCACUAUUAUUGGCCAUGAACUCAACUAAAAUUGAUUAUUUGACUUUGAAAACGGGCGGUACUGAGUUGCAAAUUUUGGAAACUUUGCCCUUUGAUAGGGUGGAUGUUCAAGUUAUUAAUGUUCACAUGAACAAAGAUAUUGAAAAAGAUAUUUUGAAAAAGUUUUUGUCUACGAAAAGAUACGCUUUUUCGACGAACGUAAACGAUAGUUACUUUUUUGUUUUGAAGAAAAUGAGGAAAUAAAACUUAAAAUCGUUUUGAAAUGAAAAUGAAGGAAACGCAGAGCAAUAAUUGUUUCAAAGUUAACGGAAAAGACUGAAAAGAACGCAUAAGUAUUUUUGUAUUGAUGUAUUUUUUCAUCUUCGUUCCACUUUACAUUUAUUUUAAGGGGUUAAAUUAGUUUUUUUUAAUGUUUUUAAUGUUCAAAAAAAAAUUCUUUCACUCCUCUCAUGAAUUAGAAUUGAUUCGAAUCAAUUUCUUCACUCAUAAUUAAUUAAAAAUAAAAUUACAGUGAUUAUAACCAAAAAUUAAUUAAAAACGGGUUCGUUUUAUCCAAAGAUCAUUGUAAUUUAUUAUUUAUGAACUCGUUUUAAAUGCUUGAUUAAAUGAAGGAUUGGAAAGAAAAGCAUAAAAUAAGAUUAGACUCUAACAUCACACUGUGGAUUUUUUUGCUCACUCUGUAUGAACUGAUUUAACCUCUCAUUAAUUAAUUUAUUGCAUUUAUUUUUGAAUUAUAAGAACACAGUGCCUUGUAGCAACUUACACAACACAAACCACAUUUUUGUACUUAAUUUAAUCGUUUACGAUUUAUUUUUUAAAUAAAAACACUAAAAAAAUA
Onthophagus taurus is the source of this 1766-nucleotide messenger RNA. RefSeq names its product EGF receptor activation regulator Star (gene S). The record is from RefSeq and is a predicted model, not a curated record. Gene Ontology annotation, cellular component: endoplasmic reticulum membrane; Golgi apparatus; plasma membrane. Gene Ontology annotation, biological process: endosomal transport; endoplasmic reticulum to Golgi vesicle-mediated transport. NCBI's taxonomy places the organism in Eukaryota, Metazoa, Arthropoda, Insecta, Coleoptera, Scarabaeidae.